This is a messenger RNA of Ruditapes philippinarum (Manila clam), 4929 nucleotides long. RefSeq lists its product as uncharacterized. NCBI's taxonomy places the organism in Eukaryota, Metazoa, Mollusca, Bivalvia, Venerida, Veneridae. The transcript has 8 exons. Bases 362 to 1843 code for a protein of 493 amino acids. The record is from RefSeq and is a predicted model, not a curated record.
UAUUUAAUUGUAUAGUAUUGUGUUGUGUUGUGUUGUGUUGUGUUGUAUUAAACACCACUAAUGAUAAAGAAAGAAAUUGAUUUAGAAUAGAACUAUGAUCGCAUAUUGAUAAUCUUAUAUCUAUGGCAAUGAUAAAAUGUGAAAUGUGAAAAAAUAAAGUAAAACAAACGCACAUCAAAUAACUGACACCUUCGCGUUAAUCGAUGCAGCCUAUAGGAAUACAAUCGAUUGACCGGUUCAACAGUGUUGUAAAAUUGUUGAUAUUACACGCUUAAAGCAAGAAGCGUACAGGAGUACUAAAUAAGGGAAGUUUGUGAUUUAAGUUGAGACCCUAUUGUUUAAAUAUAAAAAACCAAAGAGGAUGCUUUACUCAUUCGAGUUGCUUUUACUUGUCACGAUUUUCAAAAGGUUCGCAUAUGCUGCUGUAAUAGAAGUAAGUGAAAACUCUGCUGUCACUAUAUCAUGCGACCUUAACGUCCAAUAUCCAACAUGGACUGGCCCAGGUGGACUAGCAGACCCUCUUACAAGCGGACAAACGAUAAAUGAAGCGGGUGUGGAGUGGGUUAACAAUAAAGAUCUCACGAUUGAAAAUGCAAUGUUAAAACAUGACGGCAAUUAUACGUGUUCAGAUAAUAAUGGUAACAGCAAUACUGUUGAAGUUGAUGUUCAAUACUUUUCAGCUUGGGCCGAAAUAUCUGUAGCUUCACCACAGAAUACAACAGCAGUGUUUACUUGUGAAUGUCACAGUAACCCACCUUGUAAAAUAGUUCCUCAUGUUUUUUCGCACAACGUGCCUGAUAGUGCGCCUACUCACACAACAUUCAAUCCUUGCGAACCAGAUCCAACUCGUCAAAAUCGAAUGAAGUGUAGCACUAUUGCAACGUUAGGAAUGGCAAAAGAAUAUAACGGUCUCCAUGAAAAUAGUUGCAAGUUCUCGUACAAAGGCACCGAGGACUAUAUGACGACAUCUCCAGAAAAUAAGUUCUACUUUCCACCAACAUUUGUCAACAUAACUGGAGAGAAAGAUGGUAAAACUGUGACCUUAAACUGCACAACCGAUUCUUCGAACCCAGUAGCUGUAUUAAACUGGUAUAAGGGGGAUAAAGAUGUAGCCUCCGAUAACUUUAGGGUCAUAAGCAACUAUCAAAAAGUCAUUGUUGACGCGGAGUAUCAUGGUAAAAAUAUAACGCAAUCUCUCGAUAUCAACGUAGAUGAUGUUAAGGAUGGAGAGAAGGCUUUCUGUUGUGCGAAACAAGUGCAAACCGAGAUCUGUGACUCUUUUCUAUUGACACCAUUUAGAGAAACAUGGUUCGCAUAUGCUGCUGUAAUAGAAGUAAGUGAAAACUUUGCUGUCACUAUAUCAUGCGACCUUAACGUCCAAUAUUCAACAUGGACUGGCCCAGGUGGACCAGCAGACCCUCUUACAAGCGGACAAACGAUAAAUGAAGCGGGUGUGGAGUGGGUGAACAAUAAAGAUCUCCCGAUUGAAAAUGCAAUGUUAAAACAUGACGGCAAUUAUACGUGUUCAGCUAAUAAUGGUAACAGCAAGACUGUUGAAGUUGAUGUUCAAUACUUUUCAGCGUGGGCCGAAAUAUCUGUAGCUUCACCACAGAAUACAACAGCAGUGUUUACUUGUGAAUGUCACAGUAACCCACCUUGUAAAAUAUUUCCUCAUGUUUUUUCGCACGUUAACGUGCCUGAUAGUGCGCCUACUCACGCAACAUUCAAUCUUUGCGAACCAGUAAGUUCCGCUUCAUUGAAAUGUUAUAUCAUGGAAAAUCUGAAUUGCGCUUUGUAUUUAAUUAUAAGCAAAAUAUUCCUUUAUCUUUUAUAUAUAUAUUAGAGAGUGUUGUUGUUUUUUAGCUCGACUAUUCGAAGAAUAUGGAGAGCUAUUGCUGUCGCCCCGGCGUCGGCGUCCACGUCGCCGUUGGUUAAAGUUUUUUAGUAAAGUCAAAUAUCUCAAUAAUUGUUUGAGAUAUUCAAUUGAAAUUUACAAUCCUUUUUUAUAGUACACCAGUUUGCAAAGUUGCAUAACUCUGCCUGCAAUAUUUGCAGAAUUAUGCCAAUUUGAAACUUAGAAAUUUUGGUACAUGUUAAAGGUCUUAAGAACUAUCUAAGAUAUUUAUUUGAAACUUUACACAUGUACUUAUGGUCAUAAUUAAAGGUCACAUAUCAAGAUCCAUUACUCUGCCAUGUAUUUUGACUGAAUUAUGCUCCCUUUAGUCCUAAAAAAUCUCCUUUUCUUGGAUUUUUGCAUAUCUCUGGAACUAUUAAAAAUACAUACUUGAAACAUCAUAUGUAUAUUUGUGGUCAUAAGUAAUGAUCACUGAACAGCACUCAUAUCUGUGUCAUGUAUUUAGGCUGAUUUAUCUCCCCAUUCUCUUUGUUAAUGUCUACAUGUAAGUUUUACAUAUCACAAUAACUUUAAGAGAUUUUGAUUUGAAACUUCACAUAUGCAUGACGGUUCAUAAUUGUAUGUCACUGACCAAGUUCCAUAAAACUAUCUUACAUUUAGGCUGAUUUAUCUCCCCUUUUCUACUUAGUCCCUUGGUAAAUGUUUACAUGUAAGUUUAAAAUAUCUUAAUAACUAUCAAAGAUAUUUAUUUAAAACUUUACAUAUGUAUUAAGGGUCAUAAUUGUAGGUCACUGUCCAAGAUCUAUAAUUCUGUCUUGUAUUUAGGCUGAUUGAACUUGAUAUUUAGAUUAACAUACGUUAAGGUGCAAUAAUUAUUACAGAACAAUUAUUAUCAUUUCCUGUCAAUACAUUUCCUUAUCUAAUAUGACUGUUCAUUCAAACUCCAACACGUUCAUUACAAAACUGCUGACUUGUUCCUUGAUUUUUAAAGGAAUUUGUUGCAUAUAUUUUUAUAAACAAAAUUAAGGAUUCCUGAUAAUUAAAACUUUUUACACAUUUUUGUUCACAGGUAGAGGCCUUUUUAUAAUUAAUGUGUACUCUUGUGUACAGAAGUGCAAUUUGACCGAAAGUGUACUUUGUUCAAAAGAGUUUUUGCUUUGAUCAAAUGUUUAUUUGCUUUUAUGAUAUUCAGAUUCUUAUUGGUAACUUAAGCUUAUGAUGGCAUAGUCAUAAAUACUAAUAAAAAGUACCAGAUGUUUAAUAUAUAACUGCAUCUUUUUUAAUAAAUAUUUCAAUUUGCAGUACUUCAAACUUCUUUUCAAAAUUCAUGUUCAUAUUAAUAUUCUGAUAAAUAUUAAAUGCAUUUCCGCUAAACCAGCCGGGCUAGCGCAGAAUGCCGGUCUGUCAAAAGGUAGACAUGUAUUCAAUCCUUGUCCUUUCAAUUAUUCCAAUGCCAUUAUUUUGAUAACUGUUCUUAUUGUCGAGCAUGCUGUCAUCGGACAGCUCUGAUUUGCGUAUUUCCAAAUGUAUGCCCCUUUUAUACUCAAACUCAUGGUUAACUUUUUGCUUGUAAGCUGGUAUCUCCCUAACUACUGAAGGGAAUGGAAUGAAACAUUUGUCAACAUUACUGGAGAGAAAGAUGGUAAAACUGUGACCUUAAACUGCACAACCGAUUCUUCGAACCCAGUAGCUGUAUUAAACUGGUACAAGGGGGAUAAAGAUGAAGCCUCCGAGAACUUUAGGGUCAUAAGCAACUAUCAAAAAGUCAUUGUUGAUGAUGUUAAGGAUGGAGAGAAGGCUUUCUGUUGUGCGAAACAAGUGCAAACCGAGAUCUGUGAAUCUUUUCUAUUGACACCAUUUAGAGAAACAUCUGGUUGUCACAGUUUUACAGCCCGGAUGACUUUGAUUAUUGUUUGCGUCGCUGUCGCAAUCAUUUGAGGAAACGGCAUAACGUACUCUUUAAAAACAACUAUCAAAAAAUAUCAUGAAUUGACAAUAACAUAUAUGAGCUAUCACCAUUUAUUCAUAUGAUCAUUAACAUCAAUUUAUGUUCUCAAAUCGAUUGUAUUUCUAUUAUUUUUGGAUAUAUAGCGAUAUAUUUUUUCGUUGCAGAUUUUCUAAUUGAUGCAAUUUAUUUAAGCAAGUUGAUAAAUAUAUAUAACAUUGUAAUAUCGUGUUGUAUUCAUUCACUUAUAAAGCAUUUGAUAAAUUAUUUGUAUGGUAUUUUAACAUGUACCAACAUGGUGUUCUCAAGAACUUCCUACUUCUUUUUAGGAGUUACGUAAAACAGAGACCUAGGACAUAAUAGAAUAUAGUCUCCAAACAAACCAAGAAAGUGAUACAAAAUCAUAACUCUGCAUCACUUAGAUUUUUGAAUUAUAUCCCCUUGUGAUAAAUAAUAAUGCUCUUUAAAAGUAUUGAAAUACUUUUCUAAGAUAUAUAAUUAACUAAAUAGAUAAGAAUAAUGUCAUGCUAAAGAUCCUGUGUGUUGUAUUUAAGGACUUAAGAUAGGUGGUGGUGUUGAUUUUUAUUCACUCCGGAUAACGGCAGUAAGCCACAUUUAAUUAAUAAGAGCACAGUUCAGCCACCAUAUCGUUCCUGAGGAGGCUUAGUAUUAGUUGCCUUCACCUUCGCAAGGAACUGAAAUUACUGUACAUUCCAGAGCAGAGGUAUAUUGCCUAGGACCGUACAAACGAUUUCAUGAUCAAUUGCAAUGAGCGGGAAUCGAACUCGAAACGAUUAUUUUUUUACAUUUUAAUGUAUUUUAAACUAAUGUCUGUAAAAUAAUGUAGUUCAUUUUGUAUCUAUCUACAAGGCUUGGUUUUAAACCAUAUGACCACACAUUGUUCAUAAAGCUUAAAUGUUUAUAAAAUAUAUUAGUAUUUCGCUUUAAUAUAUGUCAUAUUUACUAUUUUGAGAUAAGAACGUAAACUAAUAUAAAGCAAAAUAAAACAAUUCAUAUUUCAAAAAGAAAACGUUAUGAUUAUAAACAAUUAUUUUAUUUAUAUAUUUUACAUAAUAGUUCAGCCCCCGUUCCCCCUCUACAAACCAAAACCCUUUUAAACAUCAUAAGU